This is a messenger RNA of Dromiciops gliroides (monito del monte), 671 nucleotides long. Its product is annotated as ceramide-1-phosphate transfer protein-like. Gene Ontology annotation, molecular function: ceramide 1-phosphate binding; ceramide 1-phosphate transfer activity. Lineage: Eukaryota; Metazoa; Chordata; Mammalia; Microbiotheria; Microbiotheriidae. The record is from RefSeq and is a predicted model, not a curated record. Gene Ontology annotation, biological process: ceramide transport; intermembrane lipid transfer. The coding region runs from base 90 to 671 and encodes 193 amino acids. The transcript has a single exon. Gene Ontology annotation, cellular component: cytosol; membrane; cytoplasm.
UCCAGAGGCAGUGACAGAAGAGCCAGGAAUAAGACCCUGGGAUCCCCUCCCCUCUGACCUUCCCCAUCUAUCCUUGGUUGUGCUGGACCAUGGCUGAUGAGCACCCUGACUUUAACCUGAAGGUUGUACUGGUCAGUUUCAAGCAAUGCCUCAAUGAGAAGGAGGAGGUGCUCAUGGACCCUUACAUUACUGGUUGGAAAGGGUUUGUCAGGUUCCUGAACAACCUCGGCACCAUCUUCUCCUUCAUCUCAAAGGAUGUGAUGACUAAAAUUCAGAUCAUGGAGAAGUUCUGCAGCAGUGACCAGAAAGAAAAUUACUCCAGCCUCCAGUCUAUGUUGCAAUAUGAGGUGGACAACAAGCUGGUGAACCUCCAGAAGCACUCUGAGCACCCCAAAUCUGGCUGCCGUGCCAUCCUGCAUGUGCACUGGGCCCUGCACUGGCUGCAGGUGUUCCUGGAGGGGCUCAGGACCAGCCACGAGGACUGCAAGACCUUGGUCAUCUACACAGACUCCUACAACACCACCCUGGUCACCUACCACCCCUGGAUCAUCCACAAGGCUGUCACCAUGGUGUUUUGCAUGCUGCCUGGCCUCAACACCUUCUUGGAAACCAUGAAUGUGGGUCCACCCAAGGAGGCCGUGGAGAUGCUGAAUGAAGCUAUGCCUUUAUGA